This is a messenger RNA of Rangifer tarandus platyrhynchus (Svalbard reindeer), 1257 nucleotides long. The record is from the annotation of a GenBank genome assembly. NCBI's taxonomy places the organism in Eukaryota, Metazoa, Chordata, Mammalia, Artiodactyla, Cervidae.
AUGGAGUUCCCCCUGGCCCAGAUAUGCCCCCAAGGGAGUCGAGAAGCCCCCGCCAUAACCUUCAGCACCUUCCAGCCCCUGAACUUGAACCGCAGGAGCUGCCAGGGCCCGGGCUUGCUUCUGGGACCACGACUCCAGGCCCCCGAGGGAGCCUGGCCCAGCCUCAGGGGCCCAGCUGUCCAGGCUGUGGCACCUCUCCAGGCCCCAGGAGCUGCCUGCAAUCCAAAGGAUGUUGGGAGGGAGGAGGUGCCAAGGGAAGAAGCUCUGAUCCUACAGGCUGAGACUCGGGCUUGGUUCCAGAAGACCCAGGCCCAUGAGCUCCUACAGCAUGGGGCGGCCCCCAUCUGGUUCCACGGUUUCAUCACCCGGAGAGAGGCCGAGAGGCUGCUGGAGACUAAGCCUCAGGGAUGCUACUUGGUGCGUUUCAGCGAGAGCGCCGUGACCUUUGUGCUGACUUACAGGAGCCGGACUUGCUGCCGCCACUUCCUGCUGGCCCAGCUGGGGGACGGGCGCCACGUGGUGCUGGGCGAGGACAGCGCCCACGCGCGGCUGCAGGACCUACUGCUGCACUACACGGCCUGCCCGCUCAGCCCGUACGGGGAGACGCUCACUGAACCCCUCGCCCGCCAGGCUCCUGAGCCCGCAGGGCUGUCCCUAAGGACUGAAGAAUCAGACUUUGGAAGCAAAAGCCAGGACUCACAGUUUCAGUAUAGCCCGAUUCUCAAAAACGAGCGAAGUACAGCCCCGACGCAGAAAGAUGGAGCUGGGGAGCCAAAGCAGCCCUCCCAGCCGCCCAGGCCCAAGCCGCCCAUCCCCGCCAAACCUCAGCUGCAGCCGGAAGUCUACACAAGCCCUGCUCCGAGACCCCGCCCAACCCUGCCCCCCAAGCCCUCCAACCCCAUCUACAACGAACCUGAUGAACCCAUCGACUUCUACGCCAUGGGCCGGGGCAGCCCUGGGGAAGCCCCCAGCAACAUUUAUGCCGAGGUGGAGGUGAGGGAGCCUGAUUUAAGGAGUCAGGACCCGCACUGCAUCCUCAGGCAUGAAGUCCUACGGAAAUGCCAGUCCAGGCCUGUCCUAGGCAGUCAGAAUCCAGGUGGCCAACAACCGCAUUCUGAGAACUCCUUGGCUGAACAAGGCCCUACUGUGCCGCACCAACCCCUACCCCGCUGGGGGCACACUCUCCCCCACAACCUUUCUAGACAAGUGCUUCAGGACAGAGGACAGGCGUGGCUCCCCCUGGGGCCUCCUCAGUAG